UUUGUGGGGCGGUUUUUGGGGAACCGUGGGGUCCUUUGGGGCGCUCUGGGCUGUUUCGGGGGCUGUUUUUGGGGGCCGUUUUGGGGGCUCUUUUGGGGGCGGUUUUGGGGGCCGUUUGGGGCGGUUUUGGGGUCCGUCACUUUUGGGGUCCCUUUGCAGUCGUGGGCGGAGUUUGUGCGCAUUGUGGACCCCGACGUCAUCACGGGGUACAACAUCCAGAACUUCGACCUGCCCUACCUCAUGCAGCGCGCCGACGUGCUCAGGGUCUCGUCCUUCCCGUUCCUGGGCCGCAUUCGGGGCCGCCGCUCGCAGCUGCGCGACGCCUCCUUCCAGUCGCGCCAGUUGGGCCGCAGGGACACCAAAGUGGUGACGGGAGGCAGAGUCACCAUCGACCUCCUGCAGGUGCUGCUGCGGGAGCACAAACUGCGCUCCUAUACCCUCAAUGCGGUCAGCGCGCAUUUCCUGCACGAGCAGAAGGAGGACGUACCCCAUAGCAUCAUCACCGACCUACAGCACGGCUCGGAUCAGACGCGGCGCCGCCUGGCGCUGUACUGCCUGAAGGACGCAGUGCUGCCGCUGCGGCUGUUGGAGCGGCUGAUGGUGUUGGUGAACCACGUGGAGAUGGCGCGCGUCACCGGCGUCCCUCUGCGCUACCUGCUGGCGCGGGGGACACAGGUGAAGGUGGUGGCACAGCUGCUCAGACAGGCCAUGCAGGAGGAUCUGCUGCUGCCGGUGGUGAAGGCUGAGGGCGGCGAUGACUUUGAGGGCGCCACCGUCAUUGAGCCCAAGAAGGGUUACUACGAGUCCCCCAUCGCCACGUUGGACUUCAGCUCUCUGUACCCCUCCAUUAUGAUGGCCCACAAUCUGUGCUACACCACUCUGCUGCCGCCCGGCGCCGCGCAGCGCUACGGGCUGAGCCCCACGGAUUACAUCCGCACCCCCACGGGGGAUCUCUUUGUGACGGCGGCGGUGCGCCGUGGGCUGCUGCCCCGCAUCCUCGAGGGACUGCUGGCGGCGCGGCGCAGGGCGAAGGAGGAGCUGUCGCGGGAGACGGACCCGUUCCGGCGUCAUGUCCUGGACGGCCGGCAGAUGGCGCUCAAAGUCAGCGCCAACUCCGUGUACGGCUUCACCGGGGCGCAGGCGGGGCGGCUGCCGUGCCUCGAGAUCUCGCAGAGCGUGACGGGGUUCGGCCGGCAGAUGAUUGAGCGCACGCAGCAAUUGGUGGAGUCGCACUUCUGUGUGGCAAAUGGGUACCCCGCGGACGCCAAGGUGGUGUACGGUGACACGGACUCGGUGAUGUGUCACCUGGGUGUCCCCACGGUGGCGGAGGCGAUGGCUCUGGGCCGGGAGGCGGCCGUGUGGGUGUCGUCCCACUUCCCCCCCCCCAUCAAACUGGAGUUCGAGAAGGUGUAUUGGCCGUAUCUGCUGAUCAGUAAGAAGCGCUACGCCGGGCUGUGCUUCGCGUCGCGGCCGGACGUGCACGACAGGCUGGACUGCAAAGGCAUGGAGGCCGUGCGGCGCGACAACUGCCCCCUCGUGGCCAACCUCGUCAGCGCGUGUCUGCAGCGCAUCCUGCUGCACAGGGACCCGCAGGGCGCGGUGGCGCACGCGCAGGACGUGAUCUCGGAUCUGCUGUGUAACCGCGUGGACGUAUCGCAGCUCGUCAUCACCAAGGAGCUCACCAGGGCCGCCAGCCAAUACGCCGCGCCGCAGGCACACGUCCGGCUGGCAGAGAGGUGGGGGGGGGGGGC
This is a messenger RNA of Gallus gallus (chicken), 1751 nucleotides long. It is a transcript of the gene POLD1, whose product is annotated as DNA polymerase delta 1, catalytic subunit. Gene Ontology annotation, biological process: DNA-templated DNA replication; DNA replication proofreading; base-excision repair, gap-filling. Gene Ontology annotation, cellular component: delta DNA polymerase complex. Gene Ontology annotation, molecular function: DNA binding; 3'-5'-DNA exonuclease activity; nucleotide binding. Lineage: Eukaryota; Metazoa; Chordata; Aves; Galliformes; Phasianidae. The record is from RefSeq and is a predicted model, not a curated record.